This is a messenger RNA of Zingiber officinale, 1847 nucleotides long. RefSeq names its product protein PHOSPHATE STARVATION RESPONSE 2-like. The coding region runs from base 311 to 1723 and encodes 470 amino acids. Gene Ontology annotation, molecular function: DNA-binding transcription factor activity; DNA binding. The transcript is spliced from 8 exons. Lineage: Eukaryota; Viridiplantae; Streptophyta; Magnoliopsida; Zingiberales; Zingiberaceae. The record is from RefSeq and is a predicted model, not a curated record.
AAGCAGGAGCCGUGUUAAAGUUGGCGCCGGCGUUCCCCGAUUCGUGUUCCCUCUUCGACGGCGGCGGCGACGGCGACGGCGGUGGCUCCGUGCGCUCCUGCUUCCUCUUUUCUACCCUCCAUCUCAAUUCCUGGCCUUUCCAUCUUCGAAUCGUCGCUUGUAGGUGUGCACAUCCAGAGGGCAGCUCGAGCCGGCGUUUGAUUCGGCUUGUUUUGGUGUCGGCUUUUCUUGCGCCUUUGGAGCGAUUCGGUCGUGGCCCAGGAAUCUUUUCUCAUGUUGCUGGCUUUAUGGAUAAGAAUAUCGAAAGACAAUGCAUAAAUGGAAAGAAAUGGAAACUCGGUUAGCAUUACCAGCGGUAAAGGUAACUGUAGAGCAGCAACUCUGUAAGUCUGGAAAUUCUGGUGUUAUCUCAUCAUCUCUACCUGAGUUACCAGUCAUUGUUGAAGAACGGUUCCCUGAAUUACCAGAUUCCCAACUGAUUCCAAUGGAUGAAAUGAGGAAUCUCUUAGUUUCUCCUUACAGUCCUUAUGUUUCCAACACUGGAAAUGCUCAAAACUUGCACUCAUCACCUUCAGGAUUUUCUUCAGUUUUUCAUCAUCCUCCAAUAGUUCCCCAUGAGAGACAUGGAAAUACAAAUAAUACUGCUAUUAAUGCUGGAAACUCAUUGUCAACCUACUCAUGCAAAGGAGCUUUUCAAGCAUCGAUUGAUAACUUCUCCAAAGAUUCAGCUGAAGUGGCCUGGAGUCUAGAUUCAGUUCAGGGAAUUCUUAACUCAGAUGAUGACAUUCCUGGGAGCAAUCCUAUCCAAAGUAGCUCGGUUAUGAUAACUGAUGACCUUAAUAAGAAAAAAGAAUGGUGGACCAAUAUUGAGAAUGAAGAUUGGAAAGAGAUUCUUAAUGACACAACUAUUGUUGAAUCUCAAUCAAAGGUUGUGUACCCGGCUGCACAAACUUCCCCGAAUGUAUCUAUUCUCCAUUCACAAAUUUAUCAGUCUAUUCCAUGUCAUUCUGGAGAUCUUAUAGCUGUCACUAGUCCAUUGUCCACUACUACAGUUGCGGCCAAGCCACGUAUGAGGUGGACUCCAGAGCUACAUGAAUGCUUCGUAAAUGCUGUCGAUCAACUUGGUGGUGGUGAAAAAGCUACUCCUAAAGGAGUACUGAAACUCAUGAAAGUGGAAGGUUUGACAAUAUACCAUGUGAAGAGUCAUCUACAGAAAUACAGAACAGCCCGCUAUAGGCCAGAUUCAUCUGAAGGGAUGUCUGAAAAAAAAGCAACUCAGAGUGAGGAAAUCCCUCCUCUAGAUCCGAAGAAAGGUAUUGAUCUAACUGAGGCAUUGCGGCUCCAGAUGGAAGUUCAGAAACGCCUUCAUGAACAACUUGAGAUUCAGAGAAAUCUACAACUCAGAAUUGAGGAGCAAGGGAAGUACUUGCAGGUGAUGUUUGAGCAGCAAUGCAAGUCAACCAUGAACAAAUUCAACACUCCUUCCACUGCAGAAGAGCCAUCAAGUGUAUCUUCUGAUCCGAUUGACAUGGCUGCGAAGACUGAUACCUCCAUCAAUUCAAAGGGAGCAGAAAGUUCCAAGCAAACAGCUACCAAAAGGAAGAUGCCAGAGCUUGAUCCUUCAAAUCCAAGUAAUGCAGAUGCUAUCAUCGGGUGUAGAUUUUUCAGUCUCACCUUGAGAUGGUGGCAGGUUUUGGGAAAACCAUUUCAAGAAGUUGUAUAAGUAUUCAAUGUCGCAUUGUGCAGGAUGAAGGCAAGUCUUUUUGUUCAAGACAAUUAUGCCAUAAAAAAUGUUGACUGGAGAUAUUUAUUCCUUCAAUAAAAGUGUUAAUGCAGGAAUUUUUAUA